Molecule: messenger RNA, 1302 nt
Organism: Diorhabda sublineata
Lineage: Eukaryota; Metazoa; Arthropoda; Insecta; Coleoptera; Chrysomelidae
Exons: 4
Coding region: 1-1302 (433 amino acids)
Source: RefSeq, a predicted model, not a curated record
AUGAAAAAGGCCCUAAAUAAUAAGUUUUUUCGUACUAAGAAGUUAAUUAGAAGAGUAUUAUCAAAGCCUUUAUUAGAUCAAUCAGAUGAAUCUGCAUCUCGUGUGAUAACCAUUGAAGAACCCAUGGAUUCACAAGAAAUUGUAUUGAAAAAUGAACUCGACGCUCUUAAAGAUCAAAUAUCAAAUUUAAAGGUUGCCAUUCAAACUCUUCAAAAUGAUACAGAACAAAAAGAUAUUUAUAUAGCUAAUUUAGCUCGUGAAAAGGAAAAAAUUACCCUGGAUCUUCUGAAAACAAAAAGAUCCAAUGUUUCUUUAGCAAAACAAUUAGAAGACGAACGCAAAUUUUAUUUCAAAGAAAAAGAAUUAUACUGUCACGAAAUGAACGAAUUUAGGAGACUAAAGAGACAAUGGAGCAAUUCAUCAAUAGCUCAAAAUGAAAAAACCAUUGAGGAAUGUAGACACGAGAUAUUAAAGCUGAAACAAACUCUCAAUCAAACAUUAGAGGCAAAUUAUAAUCUAAGCAUCAAAUUUUUGAGAAUGAAAAAUACUAAAACAUGUUUAAAAACGGAAUUACAUGCAAUGAGACUCGAACACGAAAAGAAUGAUUAUAAAACUAAAAUUGAGAACUUAUCACUUGAAUUAAAUGACUUGGUGAACGAAAAAUUGAAUGCCUCCAUUUCUCCAAGCAGUAAAAAAUAUCUUCAGCUAGUAAAACAAAAUGGUUGCUUGGUUUAUGAAAAUCUGUGUCUUCAACUCGAUGUUGAUAAUUUAAAUUUUAAAAUGGAAAAAUUGAAAUGCCAUCAAUCGAAAAGUUCGAGUAAUGAGCAUUUAAAAUAUAUUAAUCAUAAGAUGCAAAAUAGAAAUCAAAGAGAAAAAGAUUCUUUGAAACUUUCUAUUUAUAGUGAGACUCCGGAGAAACUCGAAAAAGAACCUAAACCGUGUUGUAGCAAGAAUCAAAUAGAAGAUAACGAAAUAAUCAAACUUUUUGAAAGAAAAGAUGGUAAAAUGAGAAAAUCUAGAAGCAAUAAAAAGGAAGAAAUUAAACAGAAGACUUCAUCAACUGAUACAAAAAACCCCGGAAGUGAUUUAAAAAUAUCUAUACCUGACGAAUAUAAGAUAAAUAUUGAUGAUUGUUGUAGACAAAAAAUAGCCAAAAACUCAUCAAAAAUAGCACUCUUUCAGGUUUCUAAUGUAACUUCCACUACGUCUAGUUCCUUUAGCCACCCCUUCACUCCAAAUGUAAAGAGAAUUCGCUCUUCACCAGAUAUUUUAGAAAGCGUAGAUUUCAUUAAAAAGCCUUGA